Messenger RNA from Morus notabilis, 339 nucleotides. RefSeq lists its product as uncharacterized. Bases 1 to 339 code for a protein of 112 amino acids. The record is from RefSeq and is a predicted model, not a curated record. NCBI's taxonomy places the organism in Eukaryota, Viridiplantae, Streptophyta, Magnoliopsida, Rosales, Moraceae. The transcript has a single exon.
AUGAAGGGUGUGAUGCGUUUUGGGAAGAAAGGUAAGUUGAGCCCAUGGUACAUAGGACCUUUCGAGAUCAUUGAAAGAAUAGGAAAGGUAGCUUACCGACUAGCUCUGUCGCCAUAUUUGGCUUCAGUGCACAGCGUGUUUCAUGUAGCAAUGCUCCGGAAGUACAUCUCGGAUCCAUCACACGUGUUACAGUAUGAACCUAUCCAGGUCCAUGAAGAUUUGUCCUAUGAGGAACAACCAGUUCAGAUUCUAGCCAGAGAGGAAAGGAAACUCAGAAGUCGUAGUAUUCCAAUGGUUAAAGUUCAGUGGAAAAACCACCAUGUCGCAAAAGCCACUUAA